GCGCGCAGUAGCCUAUCGGAUCCGGCCCUUGCUACCAAAGCAUUGGACAGGUGUAUAUUAUUCUGCUCAGCCCAAGAAAUACAAACGAGUUCCAAUCUCAAAAGUGUACCCCCUACCGUAGUCGCUCAUGACCUUAGUAGUUUAUGCGACUUUAAACAAAUUAAAAAAAAAAAAAAUAUUUAUCAAAAAGAUUUUUUAAUAUAUUUAUCAAACCUU
This is a messenger RNA of Cotesia congregata, 216 nucleotides long. The record is from the annotation of a GenBank genome assembly. Lineage: Eukaryota; Metazoa; Arthropoda; Insecta; Hymenoptera; Braconidae.